UAGUUUUUAAAGCAAAACAUCGUAGGCCCAGUCCCAGGCCCAAACCCUCCCUCACCGGCCAGUCGGCAACCCAAGCGCCCGCCGCUCUCCUCCAGCCCUCGCCGGACGUCCACGCGCGAGCUCGUCGUUGGUGUCGUUUCUACCGUCAGGUUCCCAUCUCGCUUCCCCACCCGCUCCUUUCUCCCCCGCCCUCGCCUCCUCCUGCGGCGACAGCUUCCCUAGCCCCCUUCUUAAGAAUCUUCUAGACGCGGACCGAAGGACCCGGCCGCCAGCCGCAGCAUCCGUUGGUGAAGGCGAAGUAGGCAGGCUCGGGUUCUAGGGGCGACCUUGCUGGCCCGGUAUGGACCAGAGGAAGGCCAUCUUCCGCGCGAAGCUCCGCGAGACGAAGGAGAAGCAACAGCGGCGCAUCGACCCCGCGCUCGUCAGGUAUAACGAAUUUGACCAGCCCAUAUGCAGAGUAUGCAAUAUUACACUGAAGUCUGAAGCACUUUGGCCUGCACACCAAGUGUCACGGAAGCAUCAUGAAGCAAAAGCCGCCGCUGCUGAUAAGGCUACAACACUUACAGGGUCUAGAGGCAGCAAUGCAAAGCUAGAGCAACCAUUGGAGCCUCAGGAACGAAAAUCAUCCACACUACCUACCAAGUUUUUUGAUAAUCAGGGAGCUAAAAGGAAAAGUGAUGAUACUAUAUCUGAGGGAAGGUCUGUGCGCCAUGAAGUUGCUGUUAUUCAACCGAAGACCAUAGGAGCAAGCACUGAUAAAUCAUCUGUUCGGAUGGAUCAAAUGUCAAAGAAAGGGAGUCAAAGCAACACCAAUGUCCAAGGAAUCCUUCCAGGGAAUUUUUUUGACUAUGGAGAAGAUGAAGCUUCAGCUCCAGCUCCAAAAGAGCUUAGUACAUCUCAAAUUCACACUAAGGUGAAAGGUGUCCCUGAUGGCUUCUUUGAUCACAAUAAAUCUAGCAGUGGCAUGCAACCCAAUGAACCAAGUUCAGAAGCUGCUCAAGUAAUAGGAUCGUUGCCUGAAGGUUUCUUUGAUAACAAAGAUGCAGAUCUCCGUGCACGCGGUAUCCAACCUCAAAAGGUUGACAUGAAUGAUGCGUACAAAGAAUUUGAGAAGGAAAUUCAGGAGGAUUUGCAGGAAGUUGAUGACCGCCUUGAAGAAGAGGAGAUUGAUGCUGCUGCUGAGAGGGAGGAGUACUUGACUCUAGAGCAACAGGAGUACAGGCAGCAGGUUGAUAUGUUGAAGAAACAGCUAGUAGAGUCGAAAGCCGCCCGUACUGCUAGAGUAAAUAGAAAACCUAUCGGUAUGGACUCGGACUCCAGCAGUGACUCAUCGAGCGAUGAAGAGGAUGACAACACAGAUUUUGCUGUUGAUUGGAGAGCACAGCAUUUGAAAUGAUGGAAACAUUUUGCAAGUGUAUACACCGGAGUUGAGUCUUCUGACUACCUGGACCGACUGGUGAAUCCCUUGACUGCUUGAACUUGGCUGUUGCUUAACCUGUUCCGAGAAAUUUUACACGUUGUCUCCGAUUUUUUAACAUACGACUUAGGAGUACAUGUUAAACAAGCUAUCUGCCUCUAGAUCACGAUCCAGUCAGAUAUUUGCUCGUGCAUUUCAAUCUUCUGCUGUCGUCACAAGGAUAUCUGACAUCUCAAUUGGUUGGUACUUGGUUGUUGGAUGGUUGAAGGGACGCCUCCGCCUGUGAAGAUUGGCUGGCUUGUGCAUGCUUCAACGCUUGUGCUACCAGCUAGUACAGGGCUUGUGUCUAUCUUCUGUCCAAGUGACUGUGGCCUUGUUUGUUUUUUUUAAAAAAACCGUACUCUGGUGGGUUUUGAUGUACUCCCUCCGUUUCUUUUUAUUUGUCGCUGGAUAGUGCAAAAUUAUACUAUCCAGCGACAAAUAAAAAGAAACUAUCCAGCGACAAAUAAAAAGAAACGGAGGGAGUAACAGGGACGGAGCAAGAAAAUACAAAUGAUGAUAAUCAGUUGUUAAAGGGGGUAAAAUCAAAUAUUUUCAUCA
Messenger RNA from Zea mays, 2017 nucleotides. RefSeq names its product zinc ion binding. Gene Ontology annotation, cellular component: nucleus; spliceosomal complex. NCBI's taxonomy places the organism in Eukaryota, Viridiplantae, Streptophyta, Magnoliopsida, Poales, Poaceae. Gene Ontology annotation, biological process: mitotic DNA damage checkpoint signaling; mitotic DNA replication checkpoint signaling; nuclear DNA replication. The transcript is spliced from 8 exons. The record is from RefSeq and is a predicted model, not a curated record. Bases 341 to 1396 code for a protein of 351 amino acids. Gene Ontology annotation, molecular function: zinc ion binding; nucleic acid binding.